Molecule: messenger RNA, 585 nt
Organism: Malassezia japonica
Lineage: Eukaryota; Fungi; Basidiomycota; Malasseziomycetes; Malasseziales; Malasseziaceae
Exons: 1
Coding region: 1-585 (194 amino acids)
Source: RefSeq, a predicted model, not a curated record
AUGGAGAACUUUGUGAACAUGGGCAAGCAGUUCCUGCAAAACCAAGGCCAGGGCCAGGGCCAGGGCGGUAUGCCCCAGGGCGGUGGCCAGCAGGGCGGCGGUGGCGGCGGCUUUGACCUCAACAGCAUUAUCGGCCACGCUACCCAGCACGACAACCAGCAGCAGGGCGGCGGCAACCAGCAGCUCUUUGGCCAGGUCGCGCAGUUCCUGCAGAACAAGCAGAGUAACGGCCAGAUCGACGAGAAUGUCGACGAGAACCAGCUCAAGAAUGCCUUCCACAAGGUCAUGGGCAACGGUGGCGGCAGCAACAACUCGCAAGACAUUGGCCAGGCUGCGGCUGUCAGCGCGGUCAUGUCGCACUUUGGCGGAGGCGGCCAGCAGCAACAGGGUGGCAUUGACUCGCUGGUCGGCAAGGCCAUGUCCAUGGCCGGCUCGGCGGCGAGCAAGAACGGCGGCAACCAACAGGACGCCAUGAACCACGCCAGCGAGACGGUGAUGAAGCUCGUCAUGAAGCACAAGCUCCAAAGCAUGAUGGGCGGCGGCGGCGGCGGCAACGUGUCGCAGCUGAUGAGCCUUCUUUCGUAG